UGAUCUGAUCUAAAAAGUUUAGUCACAAGCCCUCCAAUAUACGGGUUUGACAGCAUAAAGUACCGUAAACAAAGCCAUCACAAUGAGAUUCUCAUACCGGUAAUGCCGAGAUACCUGUUAUCAGCAGUGCGAUCUUCUAAGCGGCGCUGGGUGCUGCCUACGCUCACAGCGACUGGAGCUGCAACAGGAGCAGUGUUACUUCUGCAGGAUGGCGAAGAUACUGUGGUGACGGGGGAGUUGGAACCGAAGUUACCAACAUUCUCGUUGGAGCAGGUACAGCAGCAUUCUUGGGUUGUGUACGAACAUGGAGUGUACGACGUAAUGGAGUUCGCUAGGAACCACCGGGGAGGGGCUAAAGUCCUUCAAGCGGCAGGCAAGUCGGUGGAGCUCUUCUGGCAGCAGUCAGAGCCUCACAUGCGUACAGGGGUGGCCGAGGCGCUGGAUGGGCUGAGAAUCGGCAACUUAAACCAGGAAGACUUCAAUAUGAUGCAGGACGUCAAGGAAACGCAAUCGACUGCGUUGCAAGAGUUUUUCUUCAUUGAAGGAGCGUCAGCGGCAGCACCGAAGGUGGAUUUGGAUACCUUCGAGUUGAAAAUCUGCGGAGCCUCGACGGAGGUGUCCUUGUCUUUAUCUGAUCUGAAAACACAGUUCAAGCAGCACAAGGUUAUGUCGACGAUUCGGUGCAUCGCGCCAAGAGCUACUGAUGUAUCUAGUGGGAAACCUGCGGCGCGAGUUCCGGCGGAGUGGACAGGCGUGUUGCUUGCCGACGUGUUGACUAGUCUUGGAAUUACUUCGACAGAUGACAUUGAGCAGGUUCGGUUUGAAGCGCUAGACACGGACAAGCAGGGAAGAGCGUUCGGCUCGUCGAUUUCAGCAGCCACCGCCAUGGAUCGAGAUGCCGGUGUGCUGCUCGCGUAUGAAAUGAACGGUGCUCGUAUCCCGAAAGAGCACGGGUUCCCGCUUCGCGUUGUUGUUCCCGGGACAACCGGUGCGCGGAAUGUCAAGUUUGUUCAUCGAAUCAUUGUCAUGUGAAGCAGCGGCGCCUUAUGAUAGUAUUAUUAACAAUACUGUUGAUCAAAAGGAAAUAGAUGCGUGAGAGCGAGUGUUGACAGUCACUACUGUGUCGAA
Molecule: messenger RNA, 1128 nt
Organism: Phytophthora nicotianae INRA-310
Lineage: Eukaryota; Oomycota; Peronosporomycetes; Peronosporales; Peronosporaceae
Exons: 1
Coding region: 103-1032 (309 amino acids)
Cellular component (GO): mitochondrion
Molecular function (GO): oxidoreductase activity
Source: RefSeq, a predicted model, not a curated record